This is a messenger RNA of Racocetra persica, 361 nucleotides long. NCBI's taxonomy places the organism in Eukaryota, Fungi, Glomeromycota, Glomeromycetes, Diversisporales, Gigasporaceae. The record is from the annotation of a GenBank genome assembly.
UUUCGAUCACAAACUGCACUAAAACAAACACAAGAUUCGAAGAGUGCAUGUGAAACAGAGUUUUGGGAUUUACAAACAGAAAGGGCGAGUGAACCUUCUCUUUUGAUUUACGAAAUUAAUAAUUCUGAACGCAAUCCAUUAAUUGGUCACAAUACCUCUGAGCGAGUUGCUCAACACUGUAUCAUUCCAACACCAACUGGCCCAACUAAAUUCAACAUGACUUUCGUUUCUUCCUUACUCGCGAGCAGCGGUGCUUUACUUUUUGCUGGUACUGUUUGGUACAUAACUUCCAAUGCGAAAUAUGAAUUAUUCAUUUGGCACCCAACUCUAAUGGCUUUGACCCUUUUAAUGGCAACCUUUG